GCAGGCCCAUGCAUCCCAAUGUUGAGCUACUGUGCGCUUUGCGUACUCGAAUGCUGGGAAGUGAUCCCGAAUGCCCGGUUCCCAAGCACACACAAGCCUCGUCUUAUGAAUUUCGACAUGCCACCACUACUACACCUUUGGAUACUCUUGUUGCCUUCGAUCUGUGGGAUCCUGGGUUGUUGAUCGACGUUGACUUUGAGGUAAGCCACUCCACGCGUUCCUGGCUGUGGCGUUGGACCUUAUCCUCUUAGCGACAAGCAGCCGUUUCGGUGAGAUUCCGGGCGGGAAACGGCCGGGGACAACGGGCUCAAGGUUCCUCUACAUGACAGGGGUGAUGAUCCCUCAUGAUCUAGCCCACAUGGGGCAAAGCGGAAUUGGCCAAUUACUUUUGGUCGCUCUGUGAACCCAGACGGCGACACAAGGUGGUUUAUUCCGCCCGUGGCUUAUCGGCAACAACUCGACUACUGUGAGAACAUGCAUGGCGCCUCGGAACACCGUGACCAUUGUGCGCGAGUGCUUCGUCGAGCCUGAACACCACCAUCACCGCUUCUAGACCCGCCCAUCCUCUCAACUACUGCGUGGGAUGGACCGAGGCGCCGGAGAGCCUCUAGAGCUCCACAUGCAGCAACCCGUCUCAAGCCUCCCAUAUCCGGGCUGGUCCCUCUGGUCUUGGUGACUCGAAGCAGUCGCUCAGCUGAUGGAGAGCGAGCGUGCCUAUCCAGAUUCGAUGCUGGUGCCUAAUUGGGUCAGCCAAUUCCUGCACGGGCUGCAGGAAGAAUGAUCGCUGCUUUGUUCCCCCUCGCACUCGCAGACGAUGGCUGAUAAAGCGUGGCUCACACCGGGCAUGUACCUCGUAUCCAGAUAUCGGUAGAUCAAGUCCUCAACCUCACACAUGCCGGGCCCAUGAACAGCACUGCGAGAGGCUAAGCUUACCACGCUCACUUGCGUCCGCCCCAAAGCACUCCCACGCCUCGCUCUGACACUAUGCAGGCAUCAGGCCCUUGUGUGUUUACAGGGUUUCAAAGCUGCUGCCAAUGAUAGUGUUGGUGAUACCCAACUCCUCUCUUAUCGUCCUUCUCCAGCCCAGAUGUUCUGGGUCCUGCUGCAGUAUUCAAUAUUUGUCGGCUUCUCGGUGCCACCGACGCCUCUGCAGCCCCGGAGGUCUCGCCUCCUUGAGCCAUACUUCUCUGCCUGGGAAGCUCAGCUUCAUCAAUAGUUCAUCUCAGCUUUCUCUCGCUCAACUGUUUGCUUGGAGCGGCUUGGGUAAUAGCACGCCAGCGGCAGCGUCUACUCCCAAACUCAGCUAUUGCGAGCUCUCCUGCAAGGUGUGACCGGUCUCAUAUCCCACCCGUUAUCACACCAUCGCAGCUGAGGCUGUCCCGUCGUUUACGCCCAAUUUGAUUUGCCUAUAACAAGACAAAAUCUCGACGAUCACUUUGAAUCCAAACAGCUCCCAACGCCCUGCUGCACGCCGCUCAGCCUAGCAUCUCUCGGCACCACUCUUCCUCGUUGCUAUAGCUGCUUGGGAGUUAGGAUGUCUCCUACUCACUCUAUUGACAGCUCCAUUGUCGGGGCAGUUGGCCCAAGUACUCUUCCUCAGACCCCCGGUGCCUCUUCUCAAGACCAAGACCAUACUGUCUUCCACCCCAUCUAUCCUCCUCGCGCCCACUUUCAACGCGAGAGCCUGUCAUCGAGAACGCCUCCUCGCUCAAGACCAGCUUCACUCCACACAACCGGCUCAUCGUCAGGUAACGGCUACGAUGACGAGUUCCGCUUCCGCACAAUGGUCAACUACCUGGCCAAUCGAGUAUCUGCCAAUGGAUGGAUGCCGCAACCAGCUAUCAAGGACCCAUCACACGGCCUAGGUGUGCUGCUACGACAGUCUCGCGGCAACUACAUCUGCUGCCCAGAAAAUGUCUACGAUGAGCUUCUCUUCGCCGUACAGCGCCUCAAUGUCGGCGUUGCCGUUACCAUGAAGCCGGAGAUGCUAGCAGGCAUCAUUGCCAGCCUGCAGCCCGACCAGCAGGAACUCCGUUUGAAAGGAGGGUCUCAACUCCAAAUCCUCGACUCCUUUGCUGCAGUCACUUCCUCUGGUGUCAAGAAGUUCCAGUAUGGUGCCAUUCUCCGACAUGAAGGGGUCCUCCUCGUCUGGCAGGACGAGAUCCAGCACAUCCUGGCCCACGCUCAGCGGAUGGAAGACAAGCUUCUGACCUACGUCUGGGGCCGCAACUCAGGGAUGCACACUCCGAUAUCAUCGCCUUUCCCCGCCGGCGCAAGCCCCUUCCAGUCACCCUCGGAUUCCGUGUCUAACUUCUCGAUGUUCCCUGAAAAGGGGGUUGCCGGCGUACAGGUCCAAGAGCAAGGCGAAGAAGAAGAAGAAGAAGAAAAGGAGUCGCAGGAGAGACCAGAGUCGGUCAAUCGGCCUUUCAUGUUACACAGUGCCUUCUUCGUAGGCAUGGGAGUGUGUCUCGCCAUAGUCCUCGUCUACGGCUUCUCUAUUGGCGAGCUGGUCUCCGAGAGCAUGAUGGACGGUCAGUACAUCAGACUGGCGUUGAUCGCCGCGUGCCCCUUCCUCAUGUUUGCUGGUUUGUUCUUCUUCCAGGUGAUCUUUGGAGAUAUCUGGCAAAUGAUCGGUCCUCUCAACGGCUUGAAGACCAACUCCCGGCACUAUUCCUGUAUCAAGCCGUCCUUGAAACAGGCGUACUCGCUCGGAUUCAACCCACCCCACAUCACGAUCCAGAUGCCAGUCUACAAAGAAGGCAUGGAGAGCGUCAUCAUACCCACGGUAAAGUCCCUGCAGGCAGCUAUUUCGUUCUACGAAUCCCGCGGAGGCACAGCCUCAAUCUUCAUCAACGAUGACGGCAUGCGCGCUGGCAUGUCGGACGAGGAGGCCCAGGCCCGCCGGGACUUCUACCACGACAACAAUAUCGGCUGGGUUGCGCGGCCCAAGCACGGUGAGGAUGGAUUCGAGCGGAGGGGAAAGUUUAAGAAGGCCUCAAACAUGAAUUUUGCCCUGAAUCUAUCACAGAAGGUCGAGAGCCAUCUCCUGGACGAAGUCACCGCGAGGUGUGCGCAACAGCCAGGCCAUCGUGACUCAGACCCCGCGAUGCUCGAGGAGCAGGAGUUGGAUAAUCUCUACCACGAGUGCCUUGGCCGUGCUCUUCGGGAGAAUCCCAAGGCCAUGGCGGAGGGAGAUAUCCGUAUUGGCGAGUUCAUCUUGAUCGUCGACUCCGAUACCCGUGUGCCCGUGGACUGCCUACUGUACGGCGCGGCCGAGAUGUUCCUGUCACCCGAGGUUGCCAUCGUGCAGCACUCUACCGGUGUGAUGCAGGUCGCCUGGGAUUAUUUUGAGAACGGAAUCACCUUCUUCACCAACAUGGUCUACACUGCUAUCCGUUUCUCCAUCGGGUCUGGGGAGGUUGCCCCUUUUGUUGGCCACAAUGCCUUCCUGCGCUGGGCAGCGGUGCAGGACGUUGGCGUCGUCGAGGAGAACGGUGAUCUCAACUACUGGUCCGAGAGUCACGUUUCUGAGGAUUUCGAUAUCGCCCUCCGUAUGCAGAUCAAGGGAAGUACUGUCCGCAUUGCUAGCUACCAUGGCGAUGGGUUUAAGGAAGGCGUGUCUCUGACAAUCUACGACGAGAUUGCUCGUUGGCAAAAAUACGCUUAUGGUUGUAGCGAAAUGGUCUUCAACCCGCUGCACAAAUGGCCGACCAAGGGUCCCUUCACCAAGCUGAUUCGGACGUUCCUCGGCUCUCGGAUGAUGCUGUCUUCCAAGAUCAGCGUUUUUGCCUACAUCUGCUCUUACUUUGCCAUCGGCGUCGGUCUUCCAAUGACAGUUCUCAAUUACUUCCUUGUUGGCUGGUUCGAUGACAGCUUGGAUCACUUCUACCUGCCCUCGUGGAAAGUUUUCGUCUCGCUUCUGGUUGUCUUCAACCUUGCUGGAGGCCUCUCGCUCGCCGUGAUCCGGUACCGAACGGGCGAGCGAUCACUCCUUGGUUCUAUCGUUGAGAACUUCAAGUGGACUCCGAUGAUGGCCAUCUUCUUUGGCGGCCUAUCCUUCCACGUUAGCUGCGCCCUGCUUGCCCAUCUGCUGCAUAUCAACAUGCAAUGGGGCGCGACGUCCAAGGAGAAGGAGAAUUCAAACUUCUUCCAAGAGGUGCCAAAGAUCUUGAAGUCAUUCAAGUACUUGUACGUCUUCGUGAUAUUAUUCACUGGCGCUAUGAUCUAUUUAGCUCUUUUUGCUCCUCGGGGCUGGGAGAUCGUCGACUUCACAGCAAUCGUCCCUAUGGCCGUUGUACUCGGAAGCCAUGCGCUUACUCCUAUAGUCUUGAACCCAUCUCUCAUGAUUUUCAACUACUAAGGGAUUUUAUGCCGAGGCUGACACCAGUUGGACCGUUCACACAAUUUGGCGCCCCGAAUUCAAAUAUGCUUGCCUCAAUGUAUGUUUGGUUCAACUGGCUCUGCACAUUCGUGGACUCUGCUUAGUGAAGCGUGUGUCUGGGCGUGGGUUAAGCAGGGCUUGCCCAGUCAAUAAUUAAAUGGAACGGGAUGGUAUAUACAUAGAUCUAGCCAGCGGGAUAAGUUAACUUUACGAACUCAAUGUUUCAACGUCAAUUCACAGGCUUAGAAUGGGUAUAGACGGUUUUAGGUGAACGUUUGAGUAUUUUAUAGGCUGGGAAUAAUAGAAUUAUCAAGUUAUACAUGCAAAAAGGUCUUUAUCUCCACUUUGUCUUGCUAUAAUACGUAGUAUAGACCCUGGUCUAGGGCAUGCAAAAAGCUUGGAGCGGUUGUUCCAAAUGGUCACCUCCCCAGGUACUUAAGUACAUCUGUAGUGUUAAUGUCCAGUAUACAUAGGUUUUGAUGGGGCAGCUAGCUCUCGAGCUUCAAGUUCGUUUCUUCAAAUGUUACCAGAUCGUCGCUU
This is a messenger RNA of Diaporthe batatas, 4921 nucleotides long. RefSeq lists its product as uncharacterized. NCBI's taxonomy places the organism in Eukaryota, Fungi, Ascomycota, Sordariomycetes, Diaporthales, Diaporthaceae. The coding region runs from base 1535 to 4360 and encodes 941 amino acids. The transcript has 6 exons. The record is from RefSeq and is a predicted model, not a curated record.